Messenger RNA from Lachancea sp. 'fantastica', 1761 nucleotides. NCBI's taxonomy places the organism in Eukaryota, Fungi, Ascomycota, Saccharomycetes, Saccharomycetales, Saccharomycetaceae. The record is from the annotation of a GenBank genome assembly.
AUGCAACAACAACAACAACAGCCAGAGAAACAUCUGCAACUUCCGCAAACCGUGGACGGAGACGUCACCCCCGUCAUGGACCCUCUGGACACCAUCAAGGGCGGCGACUCAGACGUUAUAGAGUCCUCCCAGCUCUCAAACUCGGACGCCACCACCAACGGCUUCGUGUACGACCAGUCCGCCCUGAACGACCGCAGCGACACUCGUGUCCCGGGCCUCGUCUCCUCAGACACCACUUCGGCCACGGCCACUGCUAAGGCUCUGGCUGCUACAAAUACAGCUUCAGUUUCAGAACCAGCACCAGCCUCAGCCUCAGCACCAGCACCAGCACCAGCUUCCACAGACCCUGUUUUCGACACCACCGCUGCCGCAGACAUCAUCUCGCUCGACGCCGAGAGCUCUGCGGGCUCUAGCUACGACGAGGACCCAGAAGAAAUCUUCCCAGAGCAAACAGAGCUGCAAGAUUUCAAACUCAUCGCCAAGAUCGGCGAGGGCGCUUUUUCCAAAGUCUAUCGCGCCAUACCGGAGCCUCACGCGGCCAAAAGCUUUUUGUUCCGCUCUUUCCACUACGUGGCUGUCAAAGUGAUCAGCAAGCGGGAUCUCAACUCCUCGCACAAGGACUCUAAAAGUAAAGCUACCUCCAAAGAACAAGUACUCAAAGAAGUGGCUAUUCACAGAACCGUUUCCGCCAGCGAAAACGUGGUGGUUUUUGUGGACUUCCACGAAUCCGAGCACUACUACUUCAUCGUCCAAGAGCUGUUGGCUGGUGGUGAAAUUUUCGGCGAAAUUGUCCGUCUCACGUAUUUCAGCGAAGACUUGUCGCGCCACGUCAUCCGCCAGCUGGCCUUGGCCGUCAAGCACAUGCACUCUUUGGGUAUAGUGCAUCGAGACAUCAAGCCCGAAAACCUACUGUUUGAGCCCGUUGAUUUCGAGCCAUCGCCGAGUCCCGUGCUGCGCAAAUCCGAUGAUCCAAGAACCAAACAAGACGAAGGUGUGUUCAGACCGGGUAUCGGAGGUGGUGGCAUCGGCGUUGUGAAAUUGGCCGACUUUGGCUUGUCCAAACAAAUUUAUUCUACAAAUACCAAGACUCCCUGCGGGACAGUGGGAUACACCGCUCCGGAAGUGGUGAAAGACGAACGUUACUCGAUGAAGGUCGACAUGUGGGGGAUUGGAUGUGUUCUAUAUACCGUAUUAUGUGGGUUCCCACCAUUUUACGAUGAAAAGGUGGACGUUUUGACAGAAAAGAUUUCCAAAGGUGAGUACACGUUUCUACGGCCUUGGUGGGACGAAAUAAGUGAUGGUGCCAAGAAUGCAGUACAAAAACUUUUGGAAGUGGACCCUUCAAAGCGCUACGAUAUCGAUCAAUUUUUGGCAGACCCCUGGCUCAACCAGUACGACUGCAUUAGACAUCAAGCUUUGAAAAAGCAUAAAAACGAAUCUGCGGAAACCGUGUAUACGAUGUCGUCCAAGAAGAAACGUCAUCAUCGCAUCAACACUUUCCAACGCGAUUCAUCACUGCUGUACUCCCCAGCUGCAAAUGCUCUACGAGACGCCUUUGAGGUUACCAAUGCCUUCAAGCGUGAUGAAGAGGCCAAGAGAAGUGGUCCUGCCGGUGGUGUAAAUUUGGGGUUGGUGGAAGAAGACGAGGAAAUGGGACUGGAGGACGAUAUGUUCCAACUGCGUCUGAACUCUUCCACGAUUAUCAAGAGGCGGCAGAAUAAGGAGGAAGGUGUCCAAGUCCCUGCUACUGUCAGAGAGUAG